Branchiostoma belcheri (Belcher's lancelet) is the source of this 486-nucleotide messenger RNA. RefSeq lists its product as uncharacterized. Gene Ontology annotation, molecular function: magnesium ion binding; catalytic activity. The transcript has a single exon. The annotation marks the transcript as partial. NCBI's taxonomy places the organism in Eukaryota, Metazoa, Chordata, Leptocardii, Amphioxiformes, Branchiostomatidae. Gene Ontology annotation, biological process: oxaloacetate metabolic process. The record is from RefSeq and is a predicted model, not a curated record.
AUGCUGACGGCAACGUCGCCUAGCGCCUGGCGGCCCUUGAGCAGAGGACGGUCAUCGGUAGCCUCCCCUCUCAUGAGGUCUAUGCUUGUUCUGAAGAAUUCUCCCGAAAGUCUUCAACGGUUCAGGGAGGCCAGGGCCGACGCCUACUUCCUGGAUCUGGAGGACGGGGUACCGAAAGAUAAGAAAGAGUCUGCCCUGAAGCUGUACGCUGAGGCGCUAAAGAGCAGGAUGUUCCGCGGUCAGACUGUGUACGUGCGGUUCAGUGACAUCACGGACGACGUCACCAGGAGAGAAGCAGACGCCCUUUGCCAUCUCGACCUGACGGGCUUCAUCGCACCCAAAGUCGCUUCUUCUGAUGACAUCAGGAAAAUCGAUAAAGUCCUGUCAGAGGUAGAGAAGACCAAAAACUUGCUUCCCGGUCACUGCAAGAUCAUUGCCAUAGUGGAGACAUUGGAAGCACUUUGGCACACACCAGACAUUGCAAAG